UAAGGGGAAAAAUCGAGAAGAGGCGAUGAUGCUGAUAUUACGGCCGGCGGCAUUGUGGGCUUCGAAAGGGCGGGUGGUUUUCCAAGGAAGGAGGUUUUCGGGUGCUCUGCACCAACAAGGUAAAGGCCAUGUUGAUGAGUCUUCAUUCCGGCCACUAUACAUGGAUGUCCAAGCAACUACUCCUCUGGACCCAAGGGUCUUGGAUAGCAUGCUGCCUUAUCUUGUGCAUUACUAUGGCAACCCACACUCUAGAACUCAUGCAUAUGGUUGGGAAAGUGAAACUGCAAUGGAAAAAGCCAGACAGCAAGUUGCAUCAUUAAUAGGAGCAGAUCCUAGAGAAAUUAUUUUUACCAGUGGGGCUACAGAAUCAAACAAUAUAGCAAUUAAGGGUGUUGGAAGAUUUUAUAAAUCCAGAAAGAAACAUAUAAUUACAACACAAACUGAACACAAAUGUGUACUAGAUUCUUGUCGUGCUCUAGAAGCUGAGGGCUUUCGAGUCACAUAUUUGCCUGUAAAGAAAAAUGGCAUUAUAGAUUUAAAGGAACUGAAAAAUGCAAUACAACCUGACACAGGUCUAGUGUCAAUAAUGACUGUGAAUAAUGAAAUAGGAGUGAAACAGCCAAUUGGUGAUAUAGGUGACAUCUGCAGUUCCAAUAAAGUUUUUUUUCAUACAGAUGCUGCACAGGCAGUUGGAAAAAUCCCUCUAGAUGUCAGUGAUAUGAAAAUUGAUUUAAUGAGCAUAAGUGGCCAUAAAAUUUAUGGUCCCAAAGGGGUUGGUGCAAUUUAUGUCCGGCGGCGACCGAGAGUAAGAGUGGAACCUAUACAGAGUGGAGGAGGUCAAGAGCGAGGAUUACGUUCUGGAACUGUGCCAACUCCAUUAGCAGUUGGCCUUGGGGCAGCUUGUGAAUUGGCACAGCAAGAAAUGGAGUAUGAUCAUAAAAGAAUUAACUUAUUGGCUGAUAGGCUAAUCAAAAAAAUAAUGUCAGAAAUUCCUGAUGUGGUAAUGAAUGGAGAUCCAGUGCAUCGUUACCCAGGCUGCAUCAAUUUAUCUUUUGCUUAUGUGGAAGGGGAAAGCUUGCUGAUGGCCCUAAAAGAUGUGGCACUCUCUUCUGGAAGUGCUUGUACAUCUGCAUCUUUGGAACCGUCAUAUGUAUUGCGUGCAAUUGGAACAGAUGAAGACUUGGCUCACUCAUCUAUAAGAUUUGGAAUUGGACGUUUCACUACUGAAGAAGAAGUAGAUUAUACUGUAAAUAAAUGCAUACAACACGUCAAAAGAUUAAGAGAAAUGAGCCCACUGUGGGAAAUGGUACAGGAUGGAAUUGAUUUGAAGAGCAUUAAAUGGACACAGCAUUAAAAUGCUUAUAUUGGACUGCAUGGUUAUGGAUUAAAUUCUGUACAUUCCUGAGGAAAAGAAUAUGGCUGUUGCUUAAAAUGCACAACCCCUGAGAGACAAGUGACAUGCCUCUUUUUAAAUAUAGAGCCGGAAAAUUAAUCCUAAAACAAAGUUUUGUUAAGUGUGCAUUAACUUUCACAUAAAGAAGUAUACAUGGAUAUAAAGUUUUCUGAUGCCAAAGAAGUUGCAGUACUUUUAUUUUUGAGGUGAUCUUCUUGCAGCCUUCUUGAGUCUUUAGAAUUGUAUCAUUGUGGGAAAAUGUUUUGUUUUGUCUCUUCUGUAAGUAUCAUGAGGCUACUCUGAAUAUAUUUUAUCAACAUGUUACCUUGCAGAAAUAUAUUAUACAUUCAGAAAUGAUCUUGCUUAUAGAAGGCAGUCUUCCUUACAAAAUCCUAUGUCUUAGUGCUUGUUAUGUAGCAGUGAAUAUGCUAACUCAUGAAUGUAGAUCUUCCUAUAUAAAAUUCAAGUCCUUUUUAAAAACAUAUUUAAAAUAUUUAAAAAAUAUUUUACUGGUUUCGUUUGAUACUUCCUGAACUGACCCUACAUUAUAUAUUAUCCCAAAGCAUAUAUUAUGUACCGAAUUUAGAAGAUGAUGCAGUGAGCUGUGAUAACGAAUUCUGUAUGUCAUGGCUUUACUUUCAAGUGAAAAUGAAAGAAUUUAAUGUUAUGUAUUUCAUGCAGUCAACAUAUGUUGAUUUUUUUAAGGUGAUAUAAGAGGGUGCUGGGCUAAGAAAAGAUCAUAUUUGUUUGGAAAUGGCCUGCUGUUUUUGUUUGCUCAUAUUUAUUCAAAAAUACUUUUUGUUUUGCUUGACAAACUGAUGAGGCUAGUGCUCCUUGAAUUCCGAGGUUCUAUUUGCCUUAGACUGAAUCUUCUGCCAUUCCUUAUCCAGUGAUGCUGCUGCAGACCAUCACAGGAACCUGAAAUGCUCUACCUAUGUGGAAAGCAGUCAUCUUGAUUGGUAUCCCAGAUACUGUUGUGGUGCCAUGCCAGUUAUUACAUACAUUUUGUGACAGAUGGGGGAAAAAAAACAAUGCAUGGAGACCCAAUCAGGUUUUGCAUCCCCUGCCCCCUUUUGGAAGCUUCAUUCUGUUUGCGCAGAAUGUGCAGGCAGAUGGGAGAUAGAAUUAAACUUAUAUUAACCCUCUCUUUCUGGUUCACACAAUAUAUGUAGUUAUAGAUAAGUGAGCUAACAGUUAAUUCUGGAUAAAUUCAAGUUAACUGAUCUAGUAAAAUGUAUCCCACAA
Molecule: messenger RNA, 2638 nt
Organism: Candoia aspera
Lineage: Eukaryota; Metazoa; Chordata; Lepidosauria; Squamata; Candoiidae
Gene: NFS1
Product: NFS1 cysteine desulfurase
Exons: 13
Coding region: 26-1354 (442 amino acids)
Biological process (GO): [2Fe-2S] cluster assembly
Cellular component (GO): nucleus; cytosol; mitochondrion
Molecular function (GO): cysteine desulfurase activity; pyridoxal phosphate binding
Source: RefSeq, a predicted model, not a curated record